AAAUUUAAUCCUCAGCAUCCAAUCUCAGCUCACACACAUGCCUUAGGACAUUUACACAACUGAGAGAGAGAGAGAUGGGCUACGGCGCUAUCAUGAGCCCGGGUGUACCAGCCACUGGGACCACCUUAUCCCACGCACGCUUCCUCAGCCACCACGUCGCCGCCCCCGCCUCCGCUCUGCCUCUCUUUACAGCUACUCUUCCCAAACACGUUCUGAUCAAGCCUAGUGGAUUACGCCGCACCAGAGGCGCCGUGCUCUCCGCCGCCGCCGGGGUUGGUGGCGCUGUGCUCCAGGACGCCGCCGCCACCGCCUUGGUCGUCGGCGGCGCUUACGCUCUUGUCUCCACUUUCGAUAACCUCACGCGCCGCAAUAUCAUCGAACAGACUUUGAGCCGGAAGCUGGUUCACAUACUGUCUGGGUUGCUUUUUUUGGCAUCCUGGCCAAUCUUCAGUGCUUCUACAGGGGCUCGCUACUUUGCUUCUGUAGUGCCUUCCUUGAAUUGCUUAAGGCUUGUGAUGAAUGGUCUUUCCUUGACUACAGAUGAAGGGCUCAUAAAAUCAGUUAGUAGAGAGGGAAAGCCUGAGGAAUUGCUGAGAGGCCCUCUUUAUUACGUGCUUGUAUUGAUUUUAUGUGCAAUCGUCUUUUGGCGUGAAUCCCCUGUUGGAAUGAUUUCAUUGGCUAUGAUGUGUGGUGGGGAUGGCAUUGCUGAUAUCAUGGGGAGAAGAUUUGGCUCUGUGAAAAUACCUUAUAAUCCACAGAAGAGUUGGGCUGGUAGCAUAUCAAUGUUUCUCUUCGGUUUCUUGGUCUCUAUUGGUAUGCUCUAUUAUUUUGCGGUGCUUGGAUACAUUCAACUGGAGUGGAUGCAGACUUUAGAACGAGUUGCUUUGGUUUCAUUUGUGGCAACCCUCAUAGAGUCUCUCCCGACUACCGGAAUAGUCGAUGACAACAUCUCUGUACCAUUGGCAAGCAUGGUAACUUCGUUAUUGGUUUUUGGUUACUAGCAGAUUGCAGAAGUGCCCACUUGUUAUACCUUUUAUUUCAUAUCACAAAUGUCGGUAUGCAACUAUGCUAUUUUUUCUCUUCACCUGCAAUGGAAAAUCUUUUUGGCUCUCAAA
Sesamum indicum (sesame) is the source of this 1115-nucleotide messenger RNA. RefSeq names its product phytol kinase 1 VTE5 (gene VTE5). Gene Ontology annotation, cellular component: chloroplast. Lineage: Eukaryota; Viridiplantae; Streptophyta; Magnoliopsida; Lamiales; Pedaliaceae. The record is from RefSeq and is a predicted model, not a curated record. Gene Ontology annotation, molecular function: phytol kinase activity. Gene Ontology annotation, biological process: vitamin E biosynthetic process.